GAUAAUUUGACAUAUGGGCGGCUCUGUUUAUGAUUAAUUUGAGAUUUCCCUUUUGAAAUACAUAUUUAAGACGUAUAUUCGAUUACGAAUACUUUUCAAAUAAAUUCAUAUACUAAAGCGGCGCUAAAAAUGUCUCGUCAGACCUCUAGACUGGAUGCUAAGAAAGUUAAUUCAGAACUGUUGACGCUCACCUACGGCGCACUAGUGUCUCAGAUGUUGAAGGAGAUUGACAAUACGGAUGAUGUAAAUAAGCAGCUCGAGAGAAUCGGGUAUAACAUGGGUGUUCGUCUUAUUGAGGACUUCUUAGCCCGAACGACGUCUACCCGCUGCCUGGAAAUGAGGGAGACUGCUGAUAAAAUUCAGCAGGCGUUUAGGUUAUACCUAAACAUGCAGCCGACAGUAACCAGCUGGAGCAGUUCCGGAGAUGAGUUCUCGCUGGUCUGGGACCAGUGUCCUUUGAGCGAGUGGGUGGAGAUGCCCAACAAUGGACUUAAAUACUGCAUGCUGAUACCGGGGGCUAUUCGAGGCGCAUUGCAAAUGGUGCAGUUGGAAGUGCAGUGCUGGUUUGUUCAGGACCAACUGAAAGGUGAUCCCGUGACAGAGCUCCGAGUCAAAUACAUCAAGAGGCUAGAAGAUGCUGUGCCAGCUGGAGAGGACUAAACUUGGACUGUUAGUUAUUUUAUUAUUGUUUAUAUUUACAUUAUCAACUAGUUAAGUACUGAAAUAAAUGUUAUAACAAAAAAAAGUGAUCAAGGCCUCGAAUCUUGGAAUUUGCGACAGGCAGAUCUCUCGGCCACCCGGGCACGGCGGCAUGGGUCGAACUUUCUCAACUCGUAAGAGUUUACGGCGCCCUCUGGCGGCUUAUUAAGGGUGCACUUUGUCGGCAUCUUGGUUGCCAAUCACACACUCACACUUUGCAGCAACCAACAGAUAUUUUAUCAAUGGCUAUUACCAUUCACCUUUUGAAUGCCUUGUCCCGGACGCCAGGCGAUCGCGAUUAUUUAAGCGAAAUUGAACUUUACGGAGUCCCACGUAAGUCCCUAAUGCAUUGGUGAAGCUGUCGGCGGCGUCCUAGGCAAGACUUCGAUGACGGCCACAGUCGACUGUGAUAGUCAAAAGGUUAAGGUGCAUUGCAGUUAACUUCGAAAGCAGGCUAAAUAAAAAAAUGGCUAUAAACCAGCGGCACUUAAUACUUUUUCAUUUCUUAUGCUCUGUAAGUGAGUUGUUGUUCUAAAAAGAGUGCAACGUUUUUAUCUUUUUUUACAAUAAGCAAUGAAAGUUUCGCUUUUUAAUGGAUUUGUUGUACAAUUUCCAUUCUGAUAAUAGUGAUAAUUCGACUUCGAUCCUUCAAUCCAUCUCUAUUUCAAAUUCUCUUUGAUAAAUUCCAUAUUCCAUAAAUAACGAUAUUUUUACCUAAAUUGUUAGUUGAAAGUACCCUCAAGCAACACUACUGAAGUUUAUAAUACUAAGCCGUGUUUAACAUUCCUCGUAUUAUAUCAAAGAGAAUUUGAAAUGGAUUGAAGGAUCGAAGUCAAAUGGCGUUCUAAAAGUUUUAAUCAUGUGUCGAAAGACAGCAGUAAAUUUACUGUGGGUACAAAGUUUUCUUUGGCAAUCCUUUUUUCAAAUUCUCUUUGAUUGUUAGUAUAGGGACCGUGCGCGUUGGAGGGUCUGCCAUCUUGUGGCCUGAAUCGGAACCAUAAACAUGCACAUGUACACGUCACGUGUUUUCUUGUGCAUAGUAGGUUCUGCCAUCUUGUGGGCUACAUCGGAACAAAAAACAUCACAUUUACGCCUCGUGCCAAAAAUCUGACGGCUCCUGUGCUGCCUCCUACAGUUCAUGCAAGCUCCCUAUAUUAAUCGUCAGGUAACAAGCAAAACUCACUAAUAACCACAAGUUCAUAGCCAUAAUGAACCAUAUUACGACUAAUAUAAGGUUGAUUUUUAUUUUUUUAUAAAUAAGUGAGUUUUGCUUGUUAUCUGACGAUUUCUUGUGUAAAGGAAACAACAUGGGCAGCAAGUUCCGUAAAAAAAUACUAGAUGUCGCUAUAACAAUCAACUUUGCACGCCAUCUAUUGAUGGAUAGCUGACGAUGGAAACGUAAAAAGAGAGUUUAUUUUGUGAAAUGUGAUGCAAUCAUAUGCACAUGAAGGAUAUUUUGUUUAUUAUCAUAAUAUUUGUCCAGUCUUUAAAGAUUUUCCGAACAUUAAAAAAAAAGUUUUUA
Molecule: messenger RNA, 2221 nt
Organism: Cydia pomonella (codling moth)
Lineage: Eukaryota; Metazoa; Arthropoda; Insecta; Lepidoptera; Tortricidae
Gene: Bet3
Product: trafficking protein particle complex subunit 3-like
Exons: 4
Coding region: 130-660 (176 amino acids)
Biological process (GO): intra-Golgi vesicle-mediated transport; endoplasmic reticulum to Golgi vesicle-mediated transport
Cellular component (GO): cis-Golgi network membrane; TRAPP complex; cytosol
Source: RefSeq, a predicted model, not a curated record